Agrilus planipennis (emerald ash borer) is the source of this 3646-nucleotide messenger RNA. RefSeq lists its product as uncharacterized. The record is from RefSeq and is a predicted model, not a curated record. The coding region runs from base 403 to 3408 and encodes 1001 amino acids. Gene Ontology annotation, cellular component: centriole; ciliary basal body; sperm flagellum. Lineage: Eukaryota; Metazoa; Arthropoda; Insecta; Coleoptera; Buprestidae. Gene Ontology annotation, biological process: microtubule anchoring. The transcript has 7 exons. Gene Ontology annotation, molecular function: microtubule binding.
UGUAAAUUUAAGAAGUCGAUUAUUUAGUACAAUGUAAAACUUUAUCUAUUUUCAGUAGAGGUAGGCGACAAUAGGAAUUUUCAUUAGCAUAAAGAUGCUUAUCUUUCGCAAUCUAUUACUUCAAUUAUUAGAGUUAGAGGCACCGGUCUACAAGUAGUGUAAAGUUUGCGUGGUUCCCAGCAUUUAAUUUCUUCACGAAUAAAAAGAAAAACAUAUUGCGCACAAGCAAACGUGCAGUGAAAGUUAGUAAAAUUGGAAAUCGCAACCUAAAUUGUGCGCAGUGAAUUGUCGAAACGAGAUUAAACUAGGUUGCAAAUUACACAAUUAAUUCUUACAAGUAUUUGAAGAUGAGUUAGUGUUACAUCCAAGUGAAGAAAAGUAAUUAAAACGUUUACUAAAAUAAUGACCGACUACUUAAAACGAAGAAAAUAUGAGGAAGAUUGCGGAUCAAUGUCAGAUUCCUGUGUGUAUACCGCUAGAAGUAAAGACUUCUGGGCGUCGGGAUUUCCUCCAGGAAUAACCGUAGAUGAAUUGAAACACUAUUGCAGGAAAAAAAUUGCUGAUCACCCGAAAGACAACCUGCAUCUUUUGGAAGGAUCGUUUAAAGGUUUGUUAUCGGAAUAUCAAAGAUGCUUUAAGAAUUUCCACAUUCUUGGCGGAUCUGUAGAUGGCGUCAACAAAGAGAAUAUAUCUCAGUACGAAUAUCGUGGUAAACGAAAGGUACCGGAGAGUUUGAUCAGUCUUGAAGGCCCUUUAGAUUUGAAUUCGGAAUACAAGGUCUCUUACGUAAACUACUUUAAUCUGGGCAAGGUCAAAAGAGAAAAUACAAUGGAAAAUGGCGACAAAACACAUAACAGCGAAACUCCGCCAGAUUUCCGCAGUCAACUCGAAAACCAUAGACAUGCUUCGCACUGGCGAUUUCUGAAGAAAAAUACCAAUUUACAAUUAGAAGGAGAGCAUUUUCUUCAAACGGAAAAAGCCGACAAGUUUAUACAAUUUCCGUUCCAACGGAGACCAGAAUUAGCCAAACGCUCCACUACUUUGAAGUUGGAAGGAGAUAUGGAGAAGAAGACUGAAAUGAGGGACAAGUUCUCUCCCAUCCAAUUACAAGAAAGACCCCCUUUGUAUAAAAAAGAUACCAAUCUUCAUUUAGAAGGAGACUUACUACUUCUCACGGAGAACAGGGAGAAGUACGUUCCGACAGUGCUUCAAUCACGUCCGAAGUUAACAAAAAAGAACACCAACCUAAAGUUAGACGGUGAUCUAGAAUUAAUGCCCGAAUACAAGCAAUUUUUUGUAGAGCAUAAAUGCAAGCCAUCUGAGAAAAUAGUGCCAGUUAAUAAUCUCAAGACGGAAGGAGAUUACGACAUGAAAACGGAACACGCGUCAAGAUUUACACAGCACCAGCUCAUUCAUCCCAUAAUUCCCCACUUACGUGAGUCCGAACCUGGAAGGAAGUUCCAUUUGGGAGACGACGACACCGUACGAAAACCCGAAUAUAAAGCAAAGUACGUGAUGUAUGACAAACCAGAAAGAAGAACGGCCUCCAUACCCAAAUCAAACCUUACCCAAGAGGGAGAAAUCGAUACCAAAACUGAAAAUAAAGUUCAGUUUGUUGUGAAGACAAUUCCAAAACGAGAACGACAGAGAAGUACCGGAAACAUAUCGCUCGAAGGGGACAUUGAUAUGAAUCCCGAGUACAAGAACGCCUAUGUUGACUUCUACGCAUCUUCAGCUAAAAGUUUGCCCUUGCCGGAACGACGUAAGCCACCCCAGUCGCACUUAAACGAAGAUAUAAAAAUGGAAAACGGGAUUAAUUUGAAACCCGAGUACAGGAGCUCCUACGUUGAUUUUCCGCGACAAAGACCAUCCGUGAAGAAACCAGAAACGCAUUUGUCACUGGAAGGAAAUCUGUUACUUCAAACAGAAAAACGUGAUAAGUAUGUACCGUACUUAAACGUUCCUAGAGUAGUUCCAAUACGACGAAUGCCAGAACUAUCGUUAGAAGGACCAUUCGAAUGUCAGCCUGAGUACCGAAAGGCUUACCAGGCUUACCUUAUACGUGAAAAUUUGGAGAGAAAGCACAGACCCUUCGACAAUCUGUCAGCCCUUCAAGCAGCCGAAAAGGUGCCUUCCGCUAGGAAAAACGAAAACCUACAAGUGCCGGCCUCGUCUAAUGGCAAGAACAAGGAAGAUAUUGCAACAACACCAUCAAAAACUGAAGCUCAAAUUAUUACUUCAAAAACUAUUGACAAUAAUAAAUCAAUUACUAAACCCAAUUUCAUGCUUAAUAAUAAACUAUCUGGAGAAACAACAGCGAUUGGUAAAACGACAAAUAAAAAGUUAAUUGCUCCAAAGUCUUCCCAACAACAAAGUGACAGCCGGAACCGCAACGUAACUAGGCGACAAACUUCUCCAAGAAAGUUUGAUAAAUUUGUAGAAGUACCGAAUUUAGCUUACAAAGAUCCAUAUUACUCUCCAAUUUCGUCUUUAAUACACACUCCUAUGACUACAACACCGAGAUGUUUAUCGCCUGUAAAUUUACCGCCAAGGUUUUUGUCACCACAAGCGCACACUUCUUCUAAAAAUACUCCACGUAGAAGUUUAUCAACAAGAAGCGUUUCUUCUAGUCGAAAUUUGCCACAGAAAACUGUCACAUCCAAGAAACCAAUACCUAAAAGUGUUUCACCUAGGAGACCUUCGUCUCAAAGCUUUUCAUCUAGAAUAUCGUCUCCUAAACAGUUUUCAACGAGAAUUUUAUCGUCUCAAAAGGUUUCAUCUAAACAUUCGUCUCCUAGAAUCGUUUCACCUAAACGUUUGUUUCCCGGAGACACUUCACCCAGGUGUUUAUCUCCUAGAAAUGUUUCAUCUAGACCACUAUCUCUUAAAGAUGAUCCAUCUGAGUCUUUAACUUCCAGAGGUGCUUCACCUGGUCGAUUAUCUCCCAAAAGAGUUACAUCUAGGUGUUUAACUCCUGGAGGAACUUUGUCUAGGCGAUCGUCUCUACAAGGCGAAUCGCUCGCGUGUAUGUCGUCUAGGAACGUUACGUCAAGGGAAUUGGGAGUAUUUAGGAGUGGUUCGCCCAUGUUUUUGUCUCCUAGGGCGGACUCGCCAAGGUUUAUAUCGCCUACGUCUGAAUUAGUGCCUAUGAAAAAAUGUUUGUCGCGAAGAAAUUCGUACGAACGUUUCAAUUUACAGAGUGACAUUUUCAAUGAUAGGUUUGUAAAGGGAGAGUACGGUUCAAAGGAUCAAAUACGAGCUGGUGGGAACGAGAAAUCCUUCAUAGUUAUAAAGGACGACCUAAAUAAUAACGAUGUGAACGGAGUUUACGACAGCAAUAAAAACCAUGAAAUUAAUUCGUACGACGAAGAAAACUUGCUUGCUUCCUGGGACAGUGCCUCGACGUAGAGAAAUUUAUUACUUAUGGACUUAGCGGAAUGUUGCGUGCGUUAUCCUUUGAAAUAUUUACGGCAGGAGACGAAGGAUGUUAACAUGUUUUUACAAAGGGGUUCUUGCAAAAUUUACCAUACAAUGACUCUUGGUAUUUCAAUAUCUAAACUAGUAAAAUACAAAAUGUAUUCAUUUUAGAAUUCAUCAGUUUUAUGUACUUAUAAAUGUUUUUUGUUCUAUCUAAAAAACAUAACCU